AUGAAGACUAAAAUAUACAAAAAUUUUAAAUAUCACUCUUCUGGUGCAUUGGGUAAUACAAACGCUUAUUACAGAUGCAAAGAGUCUAACUGCGGAGGAAAAUUAAGUUAUGAAGAAGGAUUUGAAAUUAAAGAAAAUCAAAAACAUUCUUGUGUUGAAAUUGAAGAAAAUAUUUUUCUUGCUUCAAUUUGCAUUAACUCAAAAUUUAAAAAUCGAAAAUCUACUAGUUAUUCAAUUUUUAUAAAUAACGGUAAUGGAAAUGAACAAUUUAUUGGAACUCAAGAGAUUGGGGAAGAAUGUAAGGAAUACCCAAUUCCUUUUGGAUUGGAACAAAUUGAAAUUAAAAUUAAAUGGAUAAAUGUUAAUUUAAAUUUAGACGAUUUUAAUGAUGAACUUGUUGAGAGAUUAUUCUAUUUUAAUGACACUAAAUAUUUGAAAAAUAAUUACCGUUUAAUUUUGGAUUUGGAUAAUAUGAAUGGAAAUUAUGAAUGGAAAUUGUUUAGUAAAAAAACAAAUCAAAUAAAUAAAUUUACGGAUCUAGCAAAACGUGAAGUAUUAAUUUAUAAGAACAGUCAUUUUAUGGGAUAUUUAGAAAAGAAAAAUUAUCAAUCAAAUAAAGAUAAAAAAGGGAAAAACAAAAAUAGAUUAUAAAUAUUUAACCGAAAGUUGAGUAGAAAAUUUGUGAUUUGGUUGAGGACAUUGACUCUGAAUGGAUUUUUUAAAAGAUUUUUUUGGGGAUUUAUUUAUUUAAAAUUUAUUAUUUUUUUUAUUUAUUAUUUAAAAUUUUUU
This is a messenger RNA of Meloidogyne enterolobii, 789 nucleotides long. The record is from the annotation of a GenBank genome assembly. Lineage: Eukaryota; Metazoa; Nematoda; Chromadorea; Rhabditida; Meloidogynidae.